AGAGCGUGUGUCAGGGCUUUCGGGCCGUCGUCUGCCUACUUUCGGCGGCGGCGCGCUCUGGAGGAGUGCUUUUGUUCCGCCUGUCCUGCCCCACCAGAGUAAAGAGGGCGGGUUCCUGCCUCCCUCCUGGCCUCCCGGCGCGCCACCUCCCUUCCCUGUGUCGGGGGCACAGAAGGCCUGAAGGAGCGACGCUCCCGGAAAUCAUCCCCACGAGCGGAAGUGGAGAAUGCCCUCCUCGAGUGAGGAGAGGGAGUGAAGCGCAGCCUCUCUAGACUCUGGGGGCUGAGGUGGGCGUGAGCGAAGGAUUUUAGUGAAUGCCUCCUUUUUGCCAUCUUUCAGAAGUUUGUCUAAAUAUAGCUUCUAACAGUUAAAGAAAAAUCUAAGAUUUUAAUUUAAUUUGAAAAUGAGUAAGUGCAGAAAGCUACCACUGGGUUCAAGUCCUGAGACAUUCAGCCCAGAUGUUCUUGCUGAUAUUUUUGAACUCUUUGCCAAGAACUUUUCUUAUGGCAAGCCACUUAAUAAUGAGUGGCAGUUACCAGAUUCCAGUGAGAUUUUCACCUGUGACCACACGGAAUUCAAUGUGUUUCUUGAUUUGAAGAACUCCCUAAAUGAAGUAAAAAACCUACUGAGUGAUAAGAAAUUGGAUGAGUGGCAUGAGCACACGGCUUUCACUAAUAAAGCUGGGAAAAUAAUUUCUCAUGUGAGAAAAUCUGUGAACGCUGAACUUUGUACUCAAGCAUGGUGUAAGUUUCAUGAAAUUUUAUGUAGCUUUCCACUUAUUCCACAGGAAGCUUUUCAGAAUGGAAAACUGAAUUCUCUACACCUUUGUGAAGCUCCUGGAGCUUUUAUAGCUAGUCUCAAUCACUACUUAAAGUCCCAUCGAUUCCCCUGUGAUUGGAGUUGGGUGGCUAAUACUUUGAAUCCAUACCAUGAAGCAAAUGACAAUCUUAUGAUGAUUAUGGAUGACCGGCUUAUUGCAAAUACCUUGCAUUGCUGGUACUUUGGUCCAGAUAACACCGGCGAUAUCAUGACCUUGAAAUAUCUGACUGGACUUCAGAAUUUCAUAAGCAGCACGGCUCCCGUUCACUUGAUCACUGCAGAUGGAAGUUUUGAUUGCCAAGGAAACCCAGGUGAACAAGAAGCUUUAGUCUCUUCUUUGCAUUACUGUGAAGCUGUCACUGCUCUGAUGACUCUUGGAAGUGGUGGCUCUUUUGUUCUGAAGAUGUUUACUUUGUUUGAACAUUGUUCCAUAAACCUGAUGUACCUGCUAAACUGUUCUUUUGACAAAGUCCAUGUUUUCAAACCUGCUACCAGCAAGGCAGGAAACUCAGAAGUCUAUGUGGUAUGUCUCUAUUAUAAGGGAAGAGAGGCAAUCUAUCCUCUUUUAUCUAAGAUGGUGCUGAAUUUUGGGCCUGAAAUGACCAGGAAAGCUCUCUUUCCCCAUCACGUGAUUCCCGAAUCUUUUCUUAAAAGACAUGAAGAAUGUUGUGUGUUCUUUCAUAAAUACCAGCUAGAGACUAUUUCUGAGAACAUUCGUCUGUUUGAGUGCAUGGGAAAAGGGGAACAAGCAAAGCUGAAUAGUUUAAGGGACUACGCUGUUCAGUAUUUCAUGCAAAAGUUUCAAUUGAAGCCUCUUUCCAGAAAUAAUUGGCUAGUGAAAAAAUCUAAUAUUGGUUGUAGUACAAAUACAAAAUGGUUUGGGCAGAGGAACAGAUAUUUUAAAACCUACAAUGAAAGGAAAAUGCUGGAAACCCUUUCAUGGAAAGAUAAGGUGGCCAAAGGGUACUUUAAUAGUUGGGCUGAAGAACAUGCUGCAUAUCAUCCUGGGCAAAGUGCUCUAUUAGAAGGGACAGCUUCCAAUCUUGAGUGUCACUUAUGGCAGAUUUUACAGGGAAAGAAACUGCCAAGGGUAAACUGUUCUCCUUUUUGUGAUGGUGAAAUUUUAAAGGCUCUUAAUGAAGCAAUUGAAAAGUCAUUGGGAGGAGCCUUGAAUUUGGAUUCCGAGUUUAGGCCAAAACAGCAGUACUGUUGUUCUUGUCACGUUUUUUCUGAAGAAAUGGUAUUUUCUGAGUUGUUUAGCCUUACAAAAUGCCUUCAGGAUGAGCAGGAUGUAGAACCCAGCAACCAAGUAAAGUGCCUGCUUGUGGGUUUUCCAGCUCUCCAACAUGUCAAAAUACAUAUACCAUUGGAAGUUCAACUCUUGGAAUCAGCUGAACUCAUGACUUUUAGCUGUUCAUUGCUUCAUGAUGGAGACCCAGCUUACCAGCAGUUAUUUUUGGACUGCCUUCUACAUUCAUUGCAGCAGCUUCAUACAGGAGAUAUUAUGAUUUUGCCUGUACUUUCUUGUUUUACAAGAUUUAUGGCUGGUUUGAUCUUCGUACUCCACAGCUGUUUUAGAUUCAUCACGUUUUCUUGUCCCACAUCUUCCGAGCCCCUGAAGACUUGUGCAGUCCUGCUUUGUGUUGGUUAUCAAGACCUUCCAAACCCAGUUUUCCAGUAUCUGCAGAAUGUGAAUGAAUUGUUGAGUGCUUUGGUUAACUCUGAUGCACCCCAGCAGGUUUUACAGUUUGUGCCAAUGGAGGUGCUCCUUAAGGGCACACUACUUGAUUUUUUGUGGGAUUUGAAUGCUACCAUUGCUAAAAGGCAUUUGCAUUUGAUUAUUCAAGGAGAGAGAGAAGAAAUCAGCAGCAGCCUUCAGUUAUGAAGUUGAACUUGUCCUUUCUGAGAUUUAACUUCAUGACUUCUUGCAGUUUCCGUUGGUAUUGCAUCCCUUUGCUAUUAAUUUAAAACCUUUUAUUUUGAGGAGAGGCCAACUUUUGCAUCAUUUAAAGUUUCAUUUUUUCUGGAAAGCCAUCAGCUAGUUCUGACCUCUAGGGUAUAUACACUCACAGACAUAGAGUUUUCUAUGUGGUAGAAUAUAUGCAGUGAUGAUAUUCAACCUCAAACAUGAGAAGUGUGUAUGAGCUUGGGUGGACACGCCCAUGCUUGCAUAUGCAGUUUAUGCAGUUGGUCUUAUUUAUCUGCUUAAGAUUUGUACCUGUGUGCCUUCAUUCAGAUUAGAUUUUUUUCCAACUAAUUUUCUCUCAGUGGCUAAUACUGUUAAUGAAUUGAUAGAGGUCUUUGAUGAAAGGAGGUGAGCCACUGCUCAGCAACACUGAUUUCCUUUAAUACUGACCAUGUCAGUUAUGGAUAUGUGGAAUUCAUCAUGCCAGACAUCUUGAUACAUGCCAUUCAUUGCCUUUAGGCCAUCAAUCCAGUUUGCUUCUGUGGUCCAAAUGAAGCUACUGUGCUGUUUUAUAAAUAUUUGACUGAACCACAACCAUCUAACUAGAAAGGAUAUAAAGACAGCUUCGAGCCAAAGAUCAUGUUUAAAAAAAUGAAAAACUGGGGCUUCCCUGGUGGCGCAGUGGUUGAGAGUCCGUCUGCCGAUGCAGGGGACACGGGUUCAUGCCCCGGUCCGGGAAGAGCCCACAUACCGCGGAGUGGCUGGGUCCGUGAGCCAUGGCCGCUGAGCCUGUGCAUCCGGAGCCUGUGCUCCGCAACGGGAGAGGCCACAACAGUGAGAGGCCCGCGUACCGCAAAAAAAAAAGAAAAGUUACUGUGUCUAAAGCACUCCUAUAUGAGUGAAAAGUUUCACUUAGCAAUGGUGUGUAAUUUUUAACUUCUGGGAAAUAAUCUGUGAACAAAAAGAUUUUUUUAAAUUGCAAGGUAAUGUUUAUGGUCUCAUAAUGCGGACAUGUGAAUGUGAUGAAUGUAGUGAGUACUGAAGAGAAAUUUUAACACUUUCAGAAUGAUGGUAUAACAUUAAAAAUUUUUAAAUUUUCAUUCUUUUUUUCAGUAUGAAAGUAGCACUUUACAGGAAGAUUAACCAUGAGAUCGUUACUUUAUCAAUUACGUUUGAUUUCUUUUGAAUUACAUGUAUUUGUCAGUAUAAAUGGGCUAUUCUCGCCAAAUGAAUUAAGCAGAUCUUUGUUACUUUGAAAUUCUGCAAAGUGAAGAGUAUGUGUAUUGUCACGUGCAUUUUAGACAUUUUUGUUAGUUAUAUGAAAAGUAAAUAUAUUCUUUGAUGUAUUUGGUUGACAAAUGUUAAUCUGAAUUUUUUCAUGUCCUUUGCUAUUUUGAGUUCCAU
Messenger RNA from Physeter macrocephalus (sperm whale), 4129 nucleotides. RefSeq names its product cap methyltransferase 2 (gene CMTR2). NCBI's taxonomy places the organism in Eukaryota, Metazoa, Chordata, Mammalia, Artiodactyla, Physeteridae. Gene Ontology annotation, cellular component: nucleus; cytoplasm. The record is from RefSeq and is a predicted model, not a curated record. The coding region runs from base 404 to 2704 and encodes 766 amino acids. Gene Ontology annotation, biological process: 7-methylguanosine mRNA capping. The transcript is spliced from 3 exons. Gene Ontology annotation, molecular function: methyltransferase cap1 activity.